AUGCCGGGAAGAUUGAAUGGUGUUAUCAUUUGUGAUACAGCAACAAAGAAAGCAAAAGCACUGGGAAUAAUUAAGAAGAAAAAUACUUUAUUCGUGGCUGAAGUAAAGGGUCACAUUGAUGAAAAAUACAUUAAUGAUUACAUAAACUUUUUACCGAUAAUAAGAAACUUAGAUAUUAUCACAGAUGAAAAAACAAUUGGCAGUUUUAUGUAUAAUUACAUGAAAUCAAACAAUCUACCAGUUGACCAGAAACAGAGGAAAUUAACUCAGUUAGCAUCAACACACAACCAAUAUCAACCAUUUUCUUCUUAUUAUCUUUGGUAUCUAAUAGACAGAUUUCAUUUUAUCAUUGAUGACAUUCAAUCAAUUUUAACAUUUACGAAAAACACUUGUUUUAAUGAAUUUGCGAACAAAUUUAUGAACGAAAGACAAAAGGCUGAAUUAGAAGGAAAUAAAGGAAAAAGUUUAUUUUGCAAGAUUUCACUUAAUGGAUCAUAUGGUUACGAUGCAAUGAAUACACAAAAUUACGCAAAGACUAAAAUAAUGAAUGCACAGAAGGCACGCGUUGCAUGUAUGUCAAAUAAGUUUAAAAACAUAAGAGAAAUAGGUGAAGAUACAUAUCAAGUGAUGCUUAAAGAUAGAUUUUAUAGAUGUGAUACAUGUUUACAAGAGGCAUUCUUCACUUUAGAUAAUGCUAAAUACUGGUAUUUGGUUUUCAUUUAUGAUUUUAUGUAUAAAUGCAUGGAUGUUAAUCGUUUUCAUUUCAUUGAAGGUGAUACUGAUUCAUCUUAUUGGGCAAUCGCUGGCGACCCAAAUCUUCCUAACACUCAAGCAUUUCAAGCAAUUGUUACCGAUAAACAAUUUUAUGAUAAAAACAUUUUCAAAUUCGCACCUUUUGAUUUCUUCUGUUUUGAUGAGAAAUUUAAACCUAAAUUAAAGAAUAAAGCUGAAGAAAAAGCACAUGAGAAGAAGUUAUUGGGUUUAGCAAUUGAGAAACAAGGUGAUAACAUGGUUGCUUUAUGUCCUAAGUGUUAUACAUCAUUCAA
This is a messenger RNA of Trichomonas vaginalis G3, 1046 nucleotides long. Its product is annotated as DNA/RNA polymerases family. The annotation marks the transcript as partial. The transcript has a single exon. The record is from RefSeq and is a predicted model, not a curated record. NCBI's taxonomy places the organism in Eukaryota, Parabasalia, Trichomonadida, Trichomonadidae.